Messenger RNA from Armigeres subalbatus, 1504 nucleotides. RefSeq lists its product as uncharacterized. The coding region runs from base 539 to 1327 and encodes 262 amino acids. The transcript is spliced from 2 exons. Lineage: Eukaryota; Metazoa; Arthropoda; Insecta; Diptera; Culicidae. The record is from RefSeq and is a predicted model, not a curated record.
CAACAUUCCGAUCCAUCCAACUUAAGAAUUUCUUAAGUAACCUUGGAGUUUCCCUUGCCUAUGCUUCAUCUUCAGAAAGCAAUGGACAAGUUGAAAAAACACACUCGACCAUAAUAGAAAUUUAUAAUACAAACAAACACAAAUUUCCCGAAAUGAACACACGAGAACUAAUCUCAAUUUGUAUUUCUUUAUAUAAUUCCAGCGUGCACUCGGCAACACAGUUCACACCGAACGAGGUUCUUUUUAAUCAACGGAAUUAAAUUGACCCACAAGAUAUUUUUAGAGAGGCCCAAGAAAUUUUUUCAAAAGUAAAACAAAACAUAGAAAAAGCUAGAAAUAUUCAAGCAAAAAGUAAUUUUCAUAAAGAAGACCCACCGAUAGUCGAAGAAGGCCAAAGAGUGUUCGUUAGACCCAAUAUUAGGAAAAAGCUAGAUCCUAGAGCAGUCCCUACAGCAGCAAAACAAAUUAAAGAGAAAACCUUCGAAAACACUAGAGGAAUAAAAAGACAUAAGGGUAAAAUUAAAAGAUUGAAAAAAGUAUGAAGUUUUUCAAUGUAUUAUUGUUUAUAUCAAUCAAACAGAUACUAGGCCAAUAUUUAGAAAUUAACGAUCUUCACCAUAACCCAUUACUCAUGCUAAAAGAACAAAAUUGCUACAUUCAAACAGGGAUUAUUAAAAUUUUGCACCCAAUAAACUUGACAAUGUUAGAAAUUAAUGUUGCUUUGUUUUUAGAGUUUUCAAGAAAAAUCGAUCAAGAUUUACCUAUGUCAAACCUCAUCUUGCGAAAAAGUAGACAGCUAGCUGAUAAUUUAUAUAAAUUAAAACCAGUCAGAAGAAAUAGGCAUAAAAGAUGGGACAGCAUUGGCAAAGGCUGGAAAUGGCUCGCAGGAACCCCAGACGCAGAUGAUCUGCGUAUAAUCAACAGUACAUUCAACGCCCUAGUCGACCAGUCCAACGAACAGAUCAAAAUUAACCGAGUUAUCAACGAAAGGAUUUCGAAGAUAACUAACACCGUCAAUCAACUCACAUCAGUGAACAACAUUCUUCUUAAGGAGACCGACGCUAUCACCCUACUUUUAUCCUUGGAUACGAUGAACAACAUCCUCGAGGAGAUUGAAGACGCCAUCUUGAGGGCUCGUGUAUCACUUUCGAAUAGACAACCAGAAUCCCCAAGAAAGCGCAAGGAGUUUUUCCCCAAUCGAACGAGGACGUUCGAUCUUACCCCCCGGAGGAAUUACGUGAUGGCCCACCGACACCGACCAACCAGCACCGACCAAACCGAUAGAUCAGCAAUAAAGGAGUCAGACCACACGAGCAAAGUCCAAUGACCAGCGACCCAGAUGUGAUAUGCCCCAUCAGCAGUUUUAGUAUACAAAUAGCCGGUUCGAACCCCCGAUCAAUCUCUUUUUAGUUCAGGUACUUGAGGUAAUAGGUAGUUUGUAAGAAGUGUUGAGAUGUUAUUAAGUGAAAAUCGAUAGAAUAAAAUAUUUUUUUUAAUGAAACGU